GAAAAGGAGCGAAGUGCCUGUUGUCCGUCACUAAAUAUAGAGAGAAGAUGUCGACGACGGGCGAGUACGACUGCGUAGUGAUCGGGGCCGGCGUCCAGGGCUCGUUCGCGGCCUAUCAGCUGGCCAAGAGCAACCAGAGGACCAUUCUGCUGGAGCAGUUCGUCCUGCCCCACACCCGGGGGAGCUCCCAUGGCCAGACCCGCAUCAUCCGCAAGGCCUACGAGCAGGACUUCUACGCCCACAUGAUGGAGGAGUGCUACGAGCUGUGGGCUCAGCUGGAGAGGGAGGCAGGCGUCAAGCUGUACAGACAAACAGGACUCCUCGUGAUGGGACCAGAGAACAGUCAGAAAUACCAGCAGUUUAAGAGCACCCUACAGAGGAACAAGGUUCCUAUGGUGACCCUGACCCGUGACAACUUCAGCCAGCACAUCCCCCAUGUCAACCUGGCUGAGGGAGAUGGAGCAGUGGUGGACAUAACCGCUGGAAUUCUCUACGCCGACCGUGCACUCAAGACUGUACAGGGGCAGUUCCAGAAGUUGGGUGGGAUCAUAAGAGACAAAGAGAAGGUGACCGACAUCGAGCCCGGCCCUGUUGUGACAGUGUCAACCACUGCUGGUGUUUAUCGCGCCAAGAGUGUGGUGAUCACCGCUGGACCCUGGGCUAAUAGACUGCUAGCCCACACUGGCUUACAGCUGCCUCUGGAGGUGGUGAGGAUCAACGUGUGCUACUGGAAGGAGAAGGUUCCUGGAUCAUACGACGUGAAGCAGCGUUUUCCCUCCUUCAUACUUACCGAGGGUGAGGAGUCUAAAGAUGACAUCUACGGCCUCCCCUCCAACGAGUACCCAGGCCUGAUGAAGAUAUGCCACCACAUGGGCAGCGAGACGGACCCGGACCAGAGGGACAAGCAGACAGACAGGUCUGACAUCGACAUCCUCCAGCGCUACGUCGCCCGCUGUUUUCCCGGCCUGCUCCCUGAACCCGCAGUCGUGGAGAGCUGCAUGUAUACGCUGACGCCUGACCGUCAUUUUGUGCUGGACUGCCACCCCACCUACGGUAACAUUGUGAUUGGAGCUGGAUUCUCAGGUCACGGCUUCAAGUUUGGACCAAUCGUGGGCAAGAUUCUGUGUGAACUCAGCCUGGGAGAAGUGCCCUCCUAUGACCUUUCACCCUUCCGAAUCAGACGCUUCCAGGCAAAGACCAAGUCGGCUUUAUAGAGCUGUUGCUGGAGCAUCAACAGAUCAUCAAGAUGUCUUUUAUGAUUGUAACUAAUAAUUUGCGACUGUCAUGCUGAUUUAACACUAAGUGGUAAGACACAAUGACACAGUGGCUAAGCACUGAUCAAAGAUCUUAACUGUUUCGACUAAUCAGUAUAUGUAUAUAUAAGUUAUAUACCUGUAUACACUACCGUACUUUCUCGGGACUCCUCAUGAAGUAGACACUGAUUCUUUGCUGCAUGUGGAGCUACAGAGCUUGGAUAUUCAGUCGUUACAGCCGUGUAAAUAAAGAUGGACAAAUGCGUCUCCACCUUC
This is a messenger RNA of Scophthalmus maximus (turbot), 1529 nucleotides long. It is a transcript of the gene pipox, whose product is annotated as pipecolic acid oxidase. The transcript is spliced from 8 exons. The record is from RefSeq and is a predicted model, not a curated record. Gene Ontology annotation, molecular function: flavin adenine dinucleotide binding; L-pipecolate oxidase activity; sarcosine oxidase activity. Gene Ontology annotation, cellular component: peroxisome. NCBI's taxonomy places the organism in Eukaryota, Metazoa, Chordata, Actinopteri, Pleuronectiformes, Scophthalmidae. The coding region runs from base 48 to 1214 and encodes 388 amino acids.